GUGCUGAGCAACCCCGGCACUGAAAGGCAGGACGAGAGCAAGAGAGAGGUGGAAGAAAAGGGGGAGUGACGAAGGCAUGAACUUUUAGAAGAAGCUGCUCUGUAGAAUUCAAAAGUCAAAGGGACUUAAAAACUUUAAAAAGCUUGUAGUUUUCUCCUUGGAACUGUUAAUUUCCUUAUUCCAUGAGUGCUGCAAGUGUGCUCAGUUCCUUCAGUCCAUCAGCAAUGCCUGGCCCAGUAAUGCCAAUGGAUGUGGCCAUGAGAUUCUACAUCAGCCACUCUCCGCCUCCUCUACGAGGUUUCCUCAGUUCCUACGAGGACCUUCAGCGGGCCAAGAACCGGGUCAACCAGUCCACCACCCGCAGCCACAACCAACAGCUCUACAAACCCCUGCGGCCCUGCCUCAGCAACCAGCAGAAAGCAUUAGACGAUGGCGGCUGCAUUGGCUGGAACAACAACAAGGUUGGCAAGAAGAAGGUGGUGUUCGCAGACACGAAGGGCAUGUCGCUCACUGCCAUCCACAUCUUCUCCAAGUUUGACGAUGAGCCGUAUCGAAACAAGCAUUGUGGGGGAAUCUCAGAGGAGCUGCAGUUUGACAUGACAGACCUGGAAACGGCCACGAUGGAUCUAAAGAUCAGCUCGGUGCGCAACCUGGUGCUGGACUUUAAACAGCCCUCAGCUGACUACCUAGAUUUCCGGAACCGCCUGAUCCAGAACUCAGUCUGCUUGGAGAACUGCUCGCUGCAAGAGCGCUCGCUGACUGGCACCAUCAAGGUCCGGAACAUGGCCUUUGAGAAGUCGGUGCAGCUGCGUGCCACCUUCGACUCAUGGGCCAGCUACACCGACGUCGAGUGCACGUUCAUGAACAACGUCUAUAGCUGUCAGGAUACUGACACAUUUGCAUUCGUCCUGGAGCUCCCCACGUACAUCCCACCGCAGAAUCGGGUUGAGUUCUGCAUCUGCUUCAAAGUCAAGGACCAGACAUUCUGGGACAAUAAUGACGGCAAGAACUAUGUUAUCAAGCACGCUGGCUGGAACGGAGAGGACCUGAACAUUCAGACGCCCCCAACUUCUGUUGAUCAGAAGAAGCCUUCAGAGCACAAAAACGGGGGCGUGAAGGUGCUGGAGAUGGAGUUUGAUCAGUUUGGCAGCCCACGCAUGUCUAGCGGACUCUUUCCUGGCUGGCAGAGCUGGGGUCAGAUUGAUAACACUGUGCCUUACUGGUGAAAACAUCUGGAUGUUUGCUGAAAUUGCAUUGAAAUAAGAUAACAGACACUGACAGGGCAUUCAGUACAAAUCCAACUGCUGGUCUCAGUUUAGACUGGCUCUCAGCCAGAAACUAAACUGAAGCAAAUAAACCUUGCCUGUUUUAGUGUGUGCACAAACCAGACAGAAACCUAACUGUAAUGUGCUCUUUGCUGUAACGUGGUCAUUUGGCCUGAAAGAUCUGUGGUCUGUGGACGAGGGAUAAAUUGGGGAAAUGUAUCACGUUUCACAUAUUCCUCUUCUGUAAAAUAUUCAUGUGCCUUCUCAGAGUUCCUGCCCACUAAGAUACAGACUGUUAAAUAUGCACUGAUUGAGAUGUCCCUCUCAAUGUGAUGUCUGUAAACUGAAGAAGUGGAAAUGGAGCUGAUUAAGUCCUUCAUAUUGAAGGGAAAGUAUGGGGAGUGCAUGGCGACAAAACGCUUCUCUACAAACAGCUGAUUCAUUUCUAAUGAAAAAUGCACACUAAGCUUUUGCACCUUCAAGGAGAAAAUAAUUUAACAUGAUUCAAAAUGGCCUUCAUUUUUAAAAUUUGAGUCAUGCAGCCCUUUCUUUCCCUCCAUGUAAAUUGCACAAUGUUUGUCUGAUGAAAAGUGUUUGGAUGAUGUAAUUUUGAAGUAAGUUUGUAAAGGAACUGAGCUGCUAUUGACAAAUGUGUCACAAGAGAGACUCUGCAUGUGAUUGGUUGUCUCAAACAGGGAAGAAGUUUGGAAAUUUCUGUGGUUACGGUAUGUCAAGAAAAGGAUUGAUGCAAAGACCCAAUGUUUUUAUUUGCUUGUUUCCACAAGUGCAAUUGUGUACAGUAUGUGUGGCUGGAAUUGAGAUUUUUCUUUUCUGACACUUUUUUUCUCACGGUAAAGAAAAGGUCUGUACCCCAGCAUUUUGUUUCACUUGAAGGUGUGUUUUGCUGACAUGCACCACGUCAGUUGUGUAUUUCCUUUUCAGAAAUAAAUUUCUAUAUUUGUGCUAAAACA
Messenger RNA from Dicentrarchus labrax (European seabass), 2236 nucleotides. RefSeq names its product protein phosphatase 1, regulatory subunit 3Ca (gene ppp1r3ca). Gene Ontology annotation, cellular component: protein phosphatase type 1 complex. The transcript is spliced from 2 exons. Gene Ontology annotation, molecular function: glycogen binding; protein phosphatase 1 binding. Lineage: Eukaryota; Metazoa; Chordata; Actinopteri; Moronidae. Gene Ontology annotation, biological process: regulation of glycogen biosynthetic process. The record is from RefSeq and is a predicted model, not a curated record. Bases 183 to 1226 code for a protein of 347 amino acids.